CGUGGUGACUGCCUGCCGUCGUGCCGUCAAUGUUGGUCAAUGUCAACCAUAUAAUGUCAACAAUAAAGAAGAUGGUUAGUUCAGGUUGGAUUUUUAAAUAAAAAGACACUCGGGACAUUUCUGCAUCUGCAAUCUACUUGAAAAAAAAAGAAGAUGGGAGUUCACGGCCUGUGGAAGCUCUUGGAGCCCACGGGGCAGCCUGUCAACCUCGAGACGUUAGAAAAUAAAGUUCUCGCCAUUGACGUCUCGAUGUGGCUUCACCAGGCCAUGAAAGGCUAUCACGAUGCCAGUGGCAAUGCGUUGCCCAACGCUCAUCUGCUUGGCCUUUUCCAUCGAAUCUGCAAGUUGAUGUUUUACAACAUAAAGCCGGUCUUUGUUUUCGACGGCGGUGUCCCACAGUUGAAGAAGCAAACCCUGGCCAAACGCAAGCAAAUGAAAAAGAGGGCUGGCAAAAAAGCUGAACAGGAGCGACUGAGGCUGCUGAGGAAUCUGAUGGAACAGGACAUGAUUCAGAGGGCCAAAGGAAACUCUUCUGGAGCAAAUUUAAAAUUGCCUGCAUCAAUGAAGAAAAAUGCAUAUUCGGAUUUCGUCCUGCCUGAAGAAGAACCUGAAGCAAUCAAGCUUUUUCAUGCAGAAGAGACUGACUCCAGUGAUGACGAUAUCGAAGAAAUCAUCACCUGGGAAAAUUUCAAUCCAAACAGUAAAGAGUUCAAACAGUUACCUGCAAAUUCCAGACUUGAAAUCCUCAGUCACCUGAAAGACACAAGGAAGCAAAAUUCAUGGGGAAGAAUCCACGAAAUGCCUCAGGAAUCGGACGUAUUUUCGGGAUUUCAAAUGAAGAGACUUCUACUCCGACGAUCUGCCCAGGUCGAACUCGAAUUUGCAGAAAAAGAGUUGAGCAAGCGACACACACUGUCAAUGGAGGAAAUCAAAGAGAUCAUGGCUGAAAAGGGCAGCUUGGCCAGCAAGUUGGCUGAAAUGGAUACCGAUUAUGGCCAGAGAAUUUCAUCUGAUGCUGUUACAAGAUUUAUUUUGAUAAACAACCCUGAUCAGCGGGAGGCCAAAUUAGCUGUUGAGGGCAAUGAUGAACUUGAGGUAGCCACAACCUCGACUAUCAUAGUGAAACAAGAAUUAGGAGGAGAAGAAACCACCAAUGAUGACCCAUUCCCAGAAGACGUAAUUCCGAGACCUGUUAAAAAAGAGAUCGAUGAAACUGAAUUUACCCAGGAGGAAAUCAUGGCCAUCAUUAGCAGUACAAAGGAAGCACCAAAAGAGGAAGUGGUUGUGGUUUUAGACGAUGAUCCAAGUCAGCCCUCAACUUCAGCAGCAUCAUCUAGCAUUUUAAAACAGAGGAAAAAGCUCCUGGAAAUACUUUUGGAUUCAGAGGACCAGAUUAUUUCCGACGACAGUAUUUUUAUCGAGGAAAAGACUGAAAAUGUCAAGAUUUCAAUGCACCAGAACUUAAGUGAUGAAACCAAAGAGAGAGCACCGAAAUUGUUAGAAGAUGGUAAUGAUAAACUGCUGGAAGUAAAAGAAAAUCAGUCCUCAACUUUGGUAGCAACGUCCUGCCUUUUAAAACAGAGGAAAAUCCAGGAGAACCAAACCAGUCCUUCUGAUGGGAAAAAGCUACUGGAAAUACUUUUGGACUCAGAGGCCCAGAAUAAUUCUGAUGACGAUAUUUUUAUUGAGGAAAAAACUGAAAAUGUUCUAGUUUCAAUGCGUCAGAACUUCAGUGAUGAAACCAAAAAGGUAGCACCAAUAAUGGUCGGAGACAGUAGAUAUGAACUUCUGGAAGUGAUAGAAAAGCAAAAGAUUGUUAAUAUUGAGAAAGAACAGGAAAAGUCCAUUGACAUUCAUGUGAAUGUUGAGAAGAUUUUACCAAAGGAAGAAGACAUUUUUGCAGAAGUUUUUCCUGUUAAGAAAAGUACAGAAGAUUUUGGUGUAGCUUCUUCUCCAGCGUCCGCCGUAUCUGUCGUCGGUGUCAUGAGCAGUUGUGAGGAAUCGAUCGACGAAGAUGAAGAAGAUGAACUCCCAGAAGAAGUGCAUAAAGAAGCCAAAUUUGAUGGAAUGGAGACUGUUGAUCCUGGUGAAAUUCUUGAACACAAAGAAGAAGAACCUCAAUCACAAAUCAGCAAUUUCCGAAAUAUGAACUUCACCGAAGAAGAAUUAAAACAGCUAGAGGAGAAACUUGCCAAAGAGAGUACAGAAAUUGUCAAAGAAAUUGGCCGUCAAGAAAGGAUUGCAACAAACAUCAGUGACCAAAUGUGUCAAGAAGCGCAAGAGUUGAUUGCACUUUUUGGCAUGCCAUUUGUGGUGGCUCCCAUGGAAGCGGAGGCUCAGUGUGCCAUGCUAGAUUUGCUAUCCCUCACGCAUGGAACUGUAACAGACGACAGUGAUAUUUGGCUUUUCGGAGGUAGAACUGUAUACAGGAAUUUUUUCAAUCAGGCAAAAAAUGUUGAGAGAUACACCAAUGAGUCUAUUUCAAAAAGCUUCAGGCUGACAAGAGACCGCCUGAUCCUAUUGGCAAUGUUGGUGGGCAGUGACUACACUGUUGGUAUUUCUGGUGUUGGGCCUGUUACUGCUCUUGAAAUCAUUUCUGAGUUUGCCUCAAAUGUGCAAGGGGAGAUAGCAGACCCCGAAGAGCUAGUUAUGCCACUAAAGAACUUCAGAGAGUGGUGCGUCUCCAGGAAUAUAAAAAAUUUGAGACAGAAAAAACUAAAAACAACACUCAAAGAUAUAUCUUUCCAAGAUGGUUUCCCAAGUGAGGCUGUUGUUAAUGCUUAUGUUCACCCUCAAGUCAGUGAAUCUAAAGACAAGUUUUCAUGGAGCAAACCAGAUAUUGAGGGCCUACUCAAGUUCACCUUGCACAAAUUUGGUUGGAGCAAAGGACAUUCUGAGAGUAUUUUAGACCCAGUAAUCAAAAGAAUGGGAGAAUCUAAGAUUCAGGGUCGCAUCGAUGCGUAUUUCCCGACAUUGACUCCCACCAACAACAAGAGCAUUGAUUUGGUUGUUAGUUCAAGAGUACGAAAUGCAAUUAACCAGCUCAACGGCUUUGCGUCCGAAAGCAACGUUGAUCUUGAACCUCAGCCCUCAACCUCCACGGCUGCUAAAAACUCAUCUGCAGUGAAAAGUGAUAAGUCUGCGCCUAAGAAAAGCAAACUCGCAAUCACGCCAUCAAAGUUAAACGAAUUCAAAAAGCAGCUUGUGAAAAAACCAAAGGCUACCCCACUCGAGAGUCUGAACAAAAAGGUGAAUGUUCCAAAGAAAGAGUCAAUUCCUCAGAGGGAGAAGGACAAACAAAUUUCUCUGCAGAGUAAGCUUAAAGCAAUUGAAGUGUUCCGAAAGAGGAAAAUCGACCCAGCUAUCAAGCCUCGAAGGCCCAAGAGACUUGUUGCUAAAGACAAUUACUUAUCCGAGAGCAGUGACAGUGACUAAUUAUAUGUAUGAUAAUGUAUGUGAUAUGAAAUGUUUAAAAAUUGAAGAAACACAAAUUAAAUUAUAUGCAAAAUAAGUAUGCUAUUUAUUGAACAAAUACAGGUAUAGUACUUAUUUACUUGUUAA
Neocloeon triangulifer is the source of this 3561-nucleotide messenger RNA. RefSeq names its product DNA excision repair protein ERCC-5 homolog (gene mus201). The record is from RefSeq and is a predicted model, not a curated record. The coding region runs from base 154 to 3435 and encodes 1093 amino acids. Gene Ontology annotation, cellular component: nucleus. The transcript is spliced from 13 exons. Gene Ontology annotation, biological process: nucleotide-excision repair. NCBI's taxonomy places the organism in Eukaryota, Metazoa, Arthropoda, Insecta, Ephemeroptera, Baetidae. Gene Ontology annotation, molecular function: single-stranded DNA binding; DNA endonuclease activity.